This is a messenger RNA of Raphanus sativus (radish), 2115 nucleotides long. Its product is annotated as phospholipase A1 PLIP3, chloroplastic. Bases 140 to 2053 code for a protein of 637 amino acids. The transcript has 4 exons. NCBI's taxonomy places the organism in Eukaryota, Viridiplantae, Streptophyta, Magnoliopsida, Brassicales, Brassicaceae. Gene Ontology annotation, biological process: lipid metabolic process. Gene Ontology annotation, molecular function: glycerophospholipid phospholipase A1 activity. The record is from RefSeq and is a predicted model, not a curated record.
AAAAAACGACGAGACAUUCAUUCAAACUUGCACGCUAACGCCGGAAAAUUCGCCAACUCGCGUACGUACGUAUACGUAUGUGAAUACGUAUCUACAGUCCUUCAACAUAAACAACGUAAAACAAGGAAAUACUUUUGGCAUGGACUCUGGCGUUUUCUUAAAAAUGUCGGUGCAGUGCGUAUCUCCGAAGAUUCCGGUGGGACCGUCGCUGAUACGUGCGAUCGGAGGCUCCGUGGAGGAGAGAACUACGUCUGGAUCUCUUCGUCCGAAGAAAACGACGCCGCCGCGUCGCCCCCUUGAGUUUCUCCGGAUCGGUGGUAAAGGAAAGAAGGAGACGGCUAUAGACGGCGCCGUUUUGUUGGAGAGAGAGGAGGAGGAGGAGGAGGAGAGAAAAGGGAACUGGGUUUUGAAGAUUCUGGAGGUCGGGUCUAUCUGGAAAGGGAAGAGGCAACGAUCAGGAGGCGGUGAUGGAGGAGAUGAGGAGAGAGGCUCCAAGAAGGAGGAGUUAUGCGUGGAUUGCGAUUUCUGCAGGAUCGAUGAUGAAGAGGAAGAGGAGGAGGAGAUGGUGUUUGAUCGAGAAAACUUCUCGAGGAUGCUCAUGAAGAUUCCUUUGGAUGAUGCACAGAUGUUUGCAAAGCUAUCUUAUCUGGGAAACUUGGCUUAUUCAAUCCCCAACAUCAAGCCUGAGAAUCUGUUGAAAUAUCAGAAAGUGAGAUUCGUGACUUCCUCAAUCGAGAAGAGAGCGAGUCUUGACCAACAGGAUGAGAAUAGCAAUGACAGCAACGAGGAGGAGAAGCUUAUCAAUCCAGCUGCUGCUUACAGAAUAGCUGCUUCUGCAGCAUCUCGUCUCUUCUCCCAUUCGAAAUCUGUGCUUCCUUUUGGACGCCGAGAGAACGAAGCCUCUCUAAUGGCCACUGCUGAUUCCGUUACAGCAGUCGUCGCAGCGAAAGAGGAAGCUAAGCAGGCGGUCGCCGACGACCUCAAGUCCAACCAUUCGCCUCCUUGUGAGUGGUUCGUAUGCGAUGAUGAUAAAAGUGGCACCAGGUUCUUCUUUAUUCAGGGAUCAGAUUCGUUGGCCUCAUGGCAAGCUAACCUUCUCUUCGAGCCAGUCCCAUUCGAGGACUUUGAUGUGCCUGUCCACAGAGGCAUAUACGAAGCUGCUAAAGGAAUCUACGAGCAGAUGUUACCUGAAGUUCAUGCCCACCUCAACUCCCGCGGCAAGAACCGCGCUUUUCUCCGGUUUAGCGGACACUCUCUAGGAGGAAGCUUGUCUCUGUUAGUGAACCUCAUGCUUCUGAUCAGAGGUCAAGUCCCAGCUUCUUCUCUGCUUCCGGUGAUCACCUUUGGUUCGCCUUGCAUCAUGUGCGGAGGCGACAGGCUUCUUCAGAAACUCGGGUUGCCUAAGAGUCAUCUUCUUGGAAUCUCAAUGCAUAGAGAUAUUGUUCCUCGGGCAUUCUCCUGCAGCUACCCUAACCGAGCCGCAAAGCUUCUCAAGGCGUUGAAUAGAAACUUCCGGAACCAUCCUUGUCUGAAUAACCAGAAUUUAUUGUAUUCUCCGAUGGGAAAGCUUCUAAUUCUGCAACCAUCCGAGAGAUUCUCUCCCCCACACCCUCUCCUUCCACCAGGAAGUGGUCUCUAUGUCUUAACAUCUAAGAACACCGAUGAAACAGAUAAAGGACUAAGGGCAGCAAAGACUGUGUUCUUGAACUCACCACACCCUCUAGAGAUUCUCAGCGACCGUCGCUCUUACGGGUCUGAAGGAAAAAUCAAAAGAAACCAUGACAUGAGCUCUUACCUGAAAGCAUUGAGGCAUGUGAUCCGUAAGGAGAUGAAGCAGAUAAAGGCUGAGCGGGAUCAAUGGCGGGUCAAGCUCUUAAUCGUAAACAUUAUAUGUGCUGGGAGAGAUUCCUUGAAACUCAUAGCUAGAUUCGUCGCAUCCAGGAGUAGUCAACUAGUGAUCAUCUUCUUCCUCUCCAUUAGAUUGAUAACUACGGGCGUCUAUGGUUUUAUAUUCCACCAUUCACACGCACAUUUUUUUAGUUUCUUUAAGUAAAACUUAGGCAUUACUCUUCUGUAAUAGUAUUCACACAUCAAUUAUUUCAGAAAAAAAGAAAA